AUGAUCACUGAGAUGAGCAACGCCGGAGUAGACGAAUUUAUACAAGUCGUCUCAAUCGGCCUCAUCGUUGUCGGCUUUCUUCUCAACACCAGUCGAUAUUUAACAGCCAUCGAAUUAUGCGAGGAAUGCUUGUUCAUUCUGAAAGACAGAGCAGCCAUAAUAGACCAGGAAUUCACCAAAUCAUUCUACGAGAGGAUAUAUUUUACAAUGUGGAAGGCUUGUAGUCUUAUCAGUGAUAACACAAACGCCAUAAAAUACGCAGAAAAGGUUCUCCAAAUUUACCGUGAAAAUGGUGAAAGACUUGAAGAAUGUGAGCUAAGCUUAGAACUUGGGGAAAUGUAUUUCCAUCAAUGCAAAUACCCAGAGGCAAUACAACUCUCUGAAAAAGCGCUCUUGAUCAGUAGAGAAAUUGGAGGCAGAAGAGGAGAAGCUUACUGUCACCUAAGCCUUGGAGUCGUGUAUCAAUCAGUUGGCGAAUAUGAGAAGGCUAAAGAACAUCUCGAAAAAGCACUCUCGAUCCGCAAAGAAAUUGGAGAUAGCAACGGAGAUGCUGCCUCGUACUUAAACCUUGGAACUGUGUGUCUACCAAAUGGCAAAUAUGAGAAGGCUAGAGAACAUCUGGAGAAAUCACUUGUGAUGUAUAACGAAAUUGGAAACAGGAAAGGAGAAGCUACCUCGCUCUAUUACCUUGGAGCUGUGUGUCGAACAUUUGGCGAAUAUGAGAAGGCUAAAGGACAUCUGGAGAAAUCAGUUGUGAUCUUCAAAGAAAUUGGUGACAGAAAUGGAGAAGCUAGCUCUUACUUAUGCCUUGGAACUGUGUAUCAAGCAGUUGGUAAAUACGAGAAGGCUAGAGAACUUCUCGAGGAGUCACUUGCGAUCCAGAAAGAAAUUGGACACAGAAAAGGAGAAGCUGCCUCCUACGUAAGCCUUGGAUCUGUGUGUGGAGCAAUUGGCGAAUAUGAGAAGUCUAGAGAACAUCUCGAGAGAGCACUUGUGAUUCAGAAGGAAAUUGGAGACGAAGAGGGAGAAGGGAUAAGUUACGUUAACCUUGUAACUCUGUAUGCAUCAGUUGGCGAAUACGAGAAUGCUUCAGACUACUGUCAAAAAUCCUUAGCCAUCAGUAAAAACAUUGGCAACAGACGUAUACUAGCUUUUAGUUACUAUAACCUGGGAGCGAACUGUUACUGUCUUGGAAAGUAUAGAAAGGCUAACGAAUAUAAUCAGAAAGCACUUGCAAUCUUCAAAGACAUUGGAGACAGAGAUGCGAUGGCUAGAACGUACCUCAAGCAAGGAGCUGUGGAGCAUGCUGUUGGUAACUUUGUCAAGGCAAGAGAAUGUUUUGAAAAAGCAAUUGCGAUAAGCAAAGAAAUUGGAAAUGGGGAUAUAAAAGCAGCGGGUUGCUCAAACCUCGGCGUUUUGCUUAUAGAUCAGGCUGAAUAUGAUAGAGGGGAAGAAUAUAUCAAGAGAGCACUUGUAUUAAGUGAAGCAGUUGGAGAGAUUGAAAAACAGUUCCAGUUGCUCAUAAUUAUGGCACACCUUAGAAUGAAAGAGAGAAAUAUUCGGGAAGCUAUCUCAUAUUUCCUCUCUGCUAUUGAAAAAAGCGAGGAAAUGCGCGGCUGUCUCCGCGACAACGAUCAAUUUAAGAUUUCUUUCACAGAUCACAAUAUUCGCUCCUACAGAGAUGUCAGUGCGUUGCUUUUUGCAACCGGAAAUCCUACUGAAGCUUUGUAUGUGUCAGAGCUUUCGAGGGCCAGGGCUUUGGCAGAUUUAAUGUCAGCUCAGUACUCUGUGGAGAAUCAAAUAUCAGCUAAUCCUCGAACAUGGGCUGGUCUUGAAGGCAUCGUGGGCAAAAAAUGUAACCGCACCUGUCUAUACGCCUCAUAUCAUUUUGAGAGUAUAUAUUUGUGGAUUCUUAAGGCAGGCAGAGUCACACAU
Molecule: messenger RNA, 1935 nt
Organism: Orbicella faveolata
Lineage: Eukaryota; Metazoa; Cnidaria; Anthozoa; Scleractinia; Merulinidae
Molecular function (GO): protein binding
Source: RefSeq, a predicted model, not a curated record